Rhopilema esculentum is the source of this 2077-nucleotide messenger RNA. RefSeq lists its product as uncharacterized. Gene Ontology annotation, cellular component: mitochondrial outer membrane. Lineage: Eukaryota; Metazoa; Cnidaria; Scyphozoa; Rhizostomeae; Rhizostomatidae. The record is from RefSeq and is a predicted model, not a curated record. Gene Ontology annotation, biological process: mitophagy by internal vacuole formation; mitochondrial protein catabolic process.
UUCUUUAGGUGAGAUUAUUGAAUGACUUUAGUUUCGCCCCAUUACAUUAGGUUAAUAUGUUAGUCACCAGUCCUUAUUUAUGUGUGGUUAAUUCGUAUAAAACUUUCAAUUGGUGAUUGUUGCUAACUGACAGUUAAAAGAGUAUCCCAUUAAUUAACAGUUGAAAUCCAUUGUUCAAUAGAAAAGGCAUAAAGGGCUUUCAAAGCGGAAGAUACCCAAUGGCGACCUCUUCUAAAGAAAACAAGGAUGGAAUAACAAGCAAUGUUCAGGGGCAGUCAAGUAAACCACAAACAGAAGUGCGGAAUCCUAGUAGGCCGGUUGUGUCAACCAUUGAUCCUAGGCACAACUUUAAACGUUUUGAUGCGGCUGCAAGCUUCGGAGAUAGAGCAAAUGCAAACAUGGAUAGUGAAAAUGAAGAGAUACGUCGUCUGGAAAAUGAGGUUAAGCGACUGAGAGGCAAUCUAGCAUCGUCAGACGCAACUAUCAAAAAAUUGAUGAAGAGAGAUAAGGAAAUGGCUAGCAGAUUGUCAGAAGAAGUGCAACGACAUGUUAAGCAAAGCGGGAAGUUUGAAAAUUUGUCACACGGUGGUGUACGAUUGAGCCAGUUGAUCGAAAAAUACGAGACUCUCUACUCCCAAGGAAGACUAGACGCCCUAGACGAACUAGAUGAGGUCCCGCUACUUCGCAAAAUGAAGAAAAGAGAAGAUAUCAAAAACAAAAUAAUGGCUGGUAUCAUGAUUGCGUCUUUCAGGAUCUGCCAAGACUAUGCUGGGUUGAUUCGAGCAUCUGUCCACAGCCUUCUUGGUGUUCAAAAGAACCACACAGAAUUCGCCGUUGGAAAUCCAGAUGCAGAUAUCAAACAUCAUAUUGAAGAAUAUCUCCAAUCAACAACUGAAAGAUAUAACAUUGAACAAAUGGUUAAGGAUGUUGAAGACCAACUGAAAGAGAUUCUUCCAGAACUACCAGAUUUCUUAUCUUCAAAGCCAUACAUGGCCACCUAUGUCUGUGAGUGCGUCCGCCUCUCAUGGGCGAUCGUCAAUCAAGUGCCUCCUGUUGAAAUCGAGUACACUUCAGAGCGGUUCAGUGACGUAAUGCAUUCUAGAUUCCACACAUCAGAUUCGAAAUGUCAGUGGAUUAAAAUGUACGCUUGGCCGACACUUGUAGAUUCCAAAAAUAAGAACAUUAUGUCAAGAGGCAUUGUUAUUACGUGAAUGUAAAUCGAACAGUGGGUAGCAAAUGGCCUUACAACGACAAGAUACGCGAUUGUGAAAAACUUAUCAAUGGUGCCAUCCACUUCUACGCUAGCAUCUAAAAACUAGCUCCUGAUUUUCCAGAUUUAUUCCACUAGUCGGGGUUAUGUGCUGCAGUCCUGUCUAGAAACUGAUUAGAAUAUUUUCAUUUAAUCACAUUAAUUCACAAUAGGUAGCAGAACUAAUUAGGGGGGGGUAUAUAGGCUAAAAAAUGAGCUAAUUUUGAUAGCUCAGCGAAUACUCUGAAGUGUUUCAACUGUAUCAAAACCACAUUUCCGUACCGCUAAAUAGUAUAAAAUCUCUUCAUCAUUAUUGUAUGCUGGUUAAUCGAUACAAAAGUUUUCAAAUCUAGUUUAAUAUUUCGAUAAUUUACCGGGAAAUAGCAAUUUUAUGAGGAAUUAGGAAGGCUUUUCAUGUUUCAUUCCAUUUUGAAUUAACCAUUAAGAUAUUGCGAGAUGAACUACGAUACCAAUAAGGUGGUGAUUUAAACAUUUUUCUUUGACGCUAUCAUUCGCUCAAAUGAUCUUGUAAUGUAAUGUACCAUGUAAUAAGCAAGUAUGUAUUGUCAGUAAAUUGUGUAUGUAUAAUUUUACGUCUAUAAUUUCGAUAUAUAAUUUUGAAUAAAAUAAACAGCAAGUGCUAUUGAGCAAAACAGGUUUCCCUAUUUCCCUAUUCUCUUAAAGUAGAAAUGGGCUCAUAUGAAUUUGAAAAAUUGUUGUUGUAAAGAUCUCUUCUUUAACGCAACAAAGCCAUAUAGGCGUAUAGCCGUAGUUGCAGUGAUCUUAGAUUGAUGCUUUCAUUUUAAAUAAAUUAAGGAUUUUAUCGAA